Molecule: messenger RNA, 4228 nt
Organism: Ectocarpus sp. CCAP 1310/34
Lineage: Eukaryota; Phaeophyceae; Ectocarpales; Ectocarpaceae
Source: the annotation of a GenBank genome assembly
AUGGAAAACGAGCAAGAGCCCAAGCGCCGCGGCCGGUGGAUCGUGGAGGAAGAGGAGUUUGCCCGCGCGUGCAUCAAUGCGUUCAGCUGUGGGAUGCUGGCGGACGUUGAGGAUGGUACCACCCUCCGAGCCUUCCUGGCGUCACGACUGCACUGCCAGCCCAUGAGAGGUAUUUUUCAACGCACGCGGCGGUGCUCAAAUGUUCCUCCGCCUGCCCGAUUGGAAUCGUUUUGCCGCGUUCAAGUCACCAAAAAGCUCCACGGCAGCAAGGGCAUGGGGAAGAGGCUCUACCGCAGGGUCCAAGACUCCAACCCGGCGUCCAUGGACGCAGUUGCUCACGAGCUGAAGGUUCUAGAGGAGCGCUUGGCGGCCAAGCUACUCGCAAACUCCGACGGGUGGCCGGGACUCAUGGACAGGAGGGCAGCCCAGGAAGCGGCAUCAGCCUCCUCGUUACUCGGCACUGGACGACGGGGCGGUCUUGCGGGCGUGUCGACGGGAGCUCUGCGUGAACCGCUCCCGCCCGAGAGGGCGAGGAGCGGGAAGGCGGGAUACGUUGGAGGUGAUGUGGGAGCUCCUGGGGGUUCGGGGCACAAGAAACAGCGCCACCCGUCCAUCGCGAAAGUCUUGCCAAGGUUGGACCAUCGUCGCCGCCCGUCGACGGGCACGGCGCUAGCAGCACCACCGACAUCGACGCCAAAAUCGGCAGCAGGAGAGGCGGCGACGGGGGUCCACUGCCGGCGUGCAUCUAGUGACACCAGCUGUGGCGUCAUGGAGGCUACGCCCAAACACCGUCGCCGGCGCAUUUACAGCGUCGGCGAAGCCUUUCAGACGAAACAGUCUAAGCAGCACCACCGCCAGUACCUGAGCCAGCGCAAGGAGCAGAAGCGCGACCACGAGCGUGCAACGACGACGGACGGAGGGGGGGGGGGAUUGCCGAGCCCGGUGCGGAGCCCCGCUGUCCCUUUGUCAUUCCUCGACCCGACCGCCAGCACUACCCACGGCGAGGAUGACGAUGACGACGACGACGACGACAACGACAAUGGCUACGUUGCGGGCGAUGCCAGAGAGUCCGAGCGCAGGUCAACCGCGGCCUUUAUCGCGGCUGUGGAGUUGAUCGACAACGCGGGCCCCGUGCAUCUCGGCUCCGGCUUCGGGGGUUGUGACGAUGUCGGUGCGACCAGCGGCGAUGGCACCAGUCCCUUCUUCGACGGCGGCGGUAGCUUCAGCAGUUACCGUAGCGACAGCGGGUAUUCUUCUCUGCUGAGCAGCGCUCAAGGCGAGAGCGGAUCGCGCUUGGGAAUCGACGGUGUUGCAUCCACAACGUCCACUGAUCAUUGCGACGUGACCCCUCGCACUGCCGAUCCCGCUACAACUGUCGACCCCAGCCAACCACCGACACGUGAGCAACAACAGAAGGGCAACACUCACGUGCACAGCCUCUACGGCCGCAAAAUACCGCCGGAGGCCGCACUGGGGUACGCGAUGGUCCCCGCUCCGAGGCUAGACCAAUACGCCGUCCGCCGCGCUUCCGCCGCGGGCGGAAAUGCUUCUGGCUCGUCCGACGCCGACUAUUAUUCUUCCCUCGGGCAUUCAGCGAUUGAGCGGCAACGGGUGCAACAGCAGCAGCAGCAACAACAACAACAACAACAACAGGAGCUACCUUGCAUGGCAUGGCCGUGGUUUGACUCACCAAGGCUCAGGGGAGGGGUGAGCGGUAUCACACCACCGCCCGCGUCGACCAAACCAGAAUGUCAAGGGUUGUGCGAGGGGGGCAACGACACAGAACGUACGGAAGGGGGUGGUGGCGCAACCACGGCGUCGGAGGAGGCUGCCUCGUCCUCAAUGGUGACGGGCGUGGACAACUGGCAAUGGUUGCCUUGUUCCGCGGCGCUAACGGCGGUGCCGUCGACUUGCUCUGCUGGUUUUGCUGGCGCUGCCAUGGCCCGGGCAGGCUCGAGGAUUACGUUGGAAAACGCGACGAUGGACGACUGGAUCCUUGGUGCUGCAGAGACAACCACCGGGCCGCAGAACGAAACCCUCGGUCUCCCUCUGGUGAGUGAGGGAAUUUCCUCCUGGUGGAUGAACCAGACAACAAGCCAGAGCGUAGCGCAAGGGGUCAGUGCGGCUACAGCGCCGGCGGGGGCUCCGGCGGCGGCAGGGACAGCCGAACAGGGCUUCGACACGUGGUUGAUGCCAUAGAGGACGCCCUUCGCCCUCCAGCAUCGUGGAACCGACCGAGGUGUAAGCGGUCGAGCUCCUCUUCCUUCCGACCACAGCUGCGGCGGCGGCCUCGAGGCGAAAUUCGGCCUUAAAUAGCGCCCUCUGGUAUUAUAUCAUGAUCACCAUCGAGUAAUAUAUCGUGAUCCCCAUCGAGUGGCCCUGGAGCACUCGGCACCCUUGCAGCACCCACGUCCUGGAGACAUUUUCGUAAUGCAAAGCUUGCGAUGGCCCGAUCGCGGUGGCUCGCGCGGCAGACGAAGCCGCUUAGCAACGGCGCGCCCCGCUGGACCCCCGGGGGCAAUGCCUGGCCGAUGGCCAGCACAUGUUUCUCAUCGUUCUUCGCCCUCCGUGGGUGAGCUCAGGGUGGCUGACGGCUGUCGUUUAGAAGGUGGUCGUUGGCGGCUUCAUUCGACCCGAUCGUCUAAAUCAAGUGUUGGUUCUCUGUUUUCUUCCUUUCUUGUGGUUCUGUUCGUUUGACGCGGUGCGGUUUUUCCCAGGGCACGUCAGCACGCACUCCAUGCCCUUGCCGCAACGCUUCUCCCUCCCUUGGUAUUUUCGGGGGCUUGCUGUACCUCUCCCCCAUCACUGUUUUUCGGCCCGAAGAGUUGGUGGGUGUUACGUGGUAGACGACGAUUCGUGUUGUGGAACCGGUGCGGGAUCGAAAACCUGAUGGGGCGCGAGGUGAAGAGCUUGAUGACUGCAAUAAUAGCCUAAGCCUCGGGAGGUGAUUGUUUUUCUGUUUUUCGGCGAUUAAUAAAAAUGACGAAAAAGGAACGGAGCCGCCACAAGGGAGUGUUUUCCGGGGAUUUUUAGUGACACAUUAGAAAGAAGGGCGAACACCACAAUGUGGUGUUUUCGGCGUCGUUCGCGAAGAAAAGGAUUCGAAACAUGGGCGACGCAUGACUGAUUGCGUUGAUUUAUGAAGCUGAACCACCACGUGUAGCAGGUUGGCGUUGCAAGAGGGUUGGGCGAUGAUUGUACCGCAGGUGGUAGGAGCCCAAUACAUAAAACGGGCGUUGAAGCGACGUUUCUGUUCGGCGGAGCACGUUGAAAAAAUUCGUUCAAGAAACGGCGGUUGGUUUUUCGAUUUUCGGCAAACACCGGUGACCAUGAACGAAAGAUAGGCGUUUACGGCAAUCGCCUCCGAGGCGCAACCUAGUCACCCGUAUCUUUGUUUUUCUGUUUGCAUUCUGCCUGUUUGAUAUAUUUUUCUAUUUUCGUUUUAUCUUUGCUCACGUGGUUGGAGCUUCCACCAGAAGUGUGUGUGAUGUCUGCCCACGCCCAACCCACGAACAUGUGCAAGGGUUGUUGUGCGCAUCAGGAUGUUUUGGUUUGGGUGCGUUGCGUCGAUGAUGCACUGUCUGGGAGGGUUGCGUGCGGGUGGAACACUGUUCUUGUAUGCUUUUUCAUCAAGAAGACUGGCCGUUUUGUUCCCGUUCGAGUUCCGGUUCGUCGUGAUCAUCGUUCCUUGACCCGAGAACGAGGAGAGGUCAAGUUGUAGCUACUUGCACACACGCGGCACGGUCGUAUAGGGAGCGAAAACCGGGCAUCAUGCUUUUAAGUCGUUUAACACUCAGCCGGCCAUGGUCGAUGGCCGGGUAGUACGUACAAUGCCUCAUUCUUCGACAAGUGUAAAUAGGAGUAAUGUAUUCGCGUUUUUGUUUCGUAGGCGCGAGCGCCUUGUACAUAGCGGGAUGAUAGAUGGCAGCCCGUGAGCGACAUAGAAACAACUGAGGUGUUUGUUGCGUGGGGAGGUUGUCGGAGCUUCAGGGCUAGCCUUCUCGUUGCCCCCCUACUUUACUUAGCAUGAACCUUGCCAAUACGCACAGUGAUUGUAUGUUUGUAUGUUACGUUCCUUGAUGUCGGGUAACAUGUCGUUUUUGGACUGAAUGGAUUUAUCGGUCCUCCUCCCACAGCUUGGGUAAGAAUUUGUCCAGUUUCAGGAUGAGAUCAGCAACCAGCACAACAGCGGCCAAAGAGAACAAGCGUGCCGGGUGAUUCGAGUCCC